This is a messenger RNA of Ziziphus jujuba (common jujube), 939 nucleotides long. RefSeq lists its product as uncharacterized. Gene Ontology annotation, molecular function: protein phosphatase regulator activity; protein phosphatase 1 binding. The coding region runs from base 1 to 939 and encodes 312 amino acids. The transcript is spliced from 5 exons. Gene Ontology annotation, cellular component: plasma membrane. Lineage: Eukaryota; Viridiplantae; Streptophyta; Magnoliopsida; Rosales; Rhamnaceae. The record is from RefSeq and is a predicted model, not a curated record.
AUGGAUUGUUCAAGUUUGUAUGAGGUGAAGGAAGAUGGAAAAGUUUUUAAGCCAAUGCAGUACUAUGAAACAGAGGAUGAGAUCGUGGAAACAGAAGAAACAGGGGAUAAAACAGAGCAGAAAACAGAGGCCAUGAGACUAGGAUUACUAACUUUCAUUUCCCUUAUGGUGACUUUUCAUACUAUUCUAAUUCUACUGGUGAGACUCCACUUGGCUGCUGAAAGAGAGAAUGCUUUCCUGGUUUCUCAUAUACUAGAAUUGUGUCCAUCACCUGCUCAAGGUGGUCCGAAUGGAAGAACUGAUCUUCAUGCUGCAGUACUUUAUAACAAUGAAGGGAUGACACAAAAAAUACAUGACAAAAAGGUAGCUCUCAUCAUAAAAGAAGCAGACAACCAAGGCUGGACUGCAUGGAAUUAUGCUGCCUACUUUGAUUGUAGCAAAUUGUUGACAACAGAGGCUGGACUGUUUUCCAUUUUUCAGUUGACAAUAGUGACAGAAUUAGAAGUUGUAAAGCAAUUGGAAAAGUUUAGAGCUAGAUGUUUUCGUUCCAUUAUCUACAUGGAAGAUUGUGAGGCUAGACAGAAUGAACACAAAAGUGUAAUCUCUGAAAUCGAAAAUUCCCAAGAAUCCCAUCUGAUAGUAGCUGCACUCAUAGUAACUGUCACAUUCGUGGCGGGCUUCACCAUGCCUGGUGGAUACAAUGGCAAUGCAAUUCUAGCAAGAAAAACAGCUUUCCAAGCAUUUAUGAUUAUAAACCCAGUAGCCAUGGUACUCUCCAUCUCAGCUGUAUUCAUCCACCUAAGCUUGGUGCUAGUAGACGGCAAGACAAUGUUCGUUGUGAAUUUUGGAUCGGCCCAGUUGGUCAUUCUAUUUGCCAUGGGAUCAAUGGUGAUUGCUUUUAUAACAGGCACAUAUGCUGUGUUACAACAUUCCCCAUAG